CCACACUUUCAAAAGUGGUGUUCCAGCAAAUAUAAAGCACACAAAAAGACAAGUCCAUUUCAAAAGCCACCCCAUAAGAGAAAAAAGAACACCAUUAUUUUAUUAUAUACACCAAAGAUGAACCAAAUCUUCUCUUCUUCUUCUUCAUAAUCUAUUCAACCACUGAUAAAAUAAAAUCAUAAAUCUUGUUUUCAAUCAAAACCCCAUCAUUGCUUCGUUUUUCAAAAGCUAAAAAACAAUACCCUAUAUACCUAUAUGCCUCCUUUGAACCUUGCAAAGAAGCUGAAACCAGCCAAGAAGGCUUGGAAGAGCUUCACCAUUAAAGUUAGAUCGAAACUCGAAAGCUUCGACGUUUCGAAUUCGAUCAAAACGGUGACUCGUCGUGUCGUCGAGUUCUGCUCGGUUCAUCUCUUUGCACCUUUCAAGAAACGGUUCCUUCGUCACUCGUCCGGCCGGGGGCGUCGUCGGCCGUUUAACCAUGAGUAUGACCACCUUUACCAUUACCAACAUUACCGAAACCAGGUGAAGAAUAAUCGGAAAGUUAUAUACAUAGACCAGCUUUACGGUGAGCAGCGCAUGGAACAACAACCGGAGGCGGUGGCGGAGACGAGCAGACGAAAUGAAGAAGUAGCGGAAGAGAGCGGUGUUUAUAGUAUCGAAGAUGCAUGGAAAGCGGUGGUUGCGAGAUCACCGCAUUUAAGGGGAGUUGAUGAACGAGCUGAUGAGUUUAUAUAUAAGUUUCGUGAAGAAAGGAAGCUUGAGAAGGAACGAAGUGACCUUGAUUUUCAAGAGAUGUUGGCUCGAAGUGCUUGAAUCUUUAUCAUCAUUUUGUUGUUGUUUUCUUCUUAAAUGCAAGACAUGGUGAAGUUCUUAGCAGGUUUUUUUGGUUACUGCAUGUGUUCUUCCAUGGUUGAUUAAAACAGGGUUUGGGUUUUUGAAUUUGGUAUUUGUAUAGACUGGAUUAAAGUUUGUGUUCUUUGUUUCUUUGUGUUUCUUACUUAUGUAACACGGGAUGUACAUCUGAUAUAUUGUUGUUAAUUUUUGGCUUUGGGAUGUAUACAAUGAAGGUUUGAUUGUGUUAUUUGCUGAUAAAUUAAUGGAAAUUCAAAUUUUAUUAA
Molecule: messenger RNA, 1118 nt
Organism: Gossypium raimondii (Peruvian cotton)
Lineage: Eukaryota; Viridiplantae; Streptophyta; Magnoliopsida; Malvales; Malvaceae
Exons: 1
Coding region: 256-813 (185 amino acids)
Source: RefSeq, a predicted model, not a curated record